Messenger RNA from Colletotrichum costaricense, 636 nucleotides. RefSeq lists its product as uncharacterized. The transcript is spliced from 3 exons. The record is from RefSeq and is a predicted model, not a curated record. The coding region runs from base 1 to 636 and encodes 211 amino acids. NCBI's taxonomy places the organism in Eukaryota, Fungi, Ascomycota, Sordariomycetes, Glomerellales, Glomerellaceae.
AUGGGAGAUUUUGGAAUGUGGCUGUGUGUGGCGGCAGCCACCCAGACCACCUCUUCCUGCUCCGGCGAACCUGCCAACCAAUUAGCGUCACCACUGUUGCUGGAUCGGGCAGCUGGGGCACUGCUCACUUCCAAUGCCUUUGGAAGCGUCACCACAGAGGCCGACAAGUAUCUGUGGGCAGGGGCAGGUACAUUUUGGUGGAUGCCUACGCGCCCCGGGAUCGCGUCCGCCCAGGUCAAGUUCAACGUCGAGCCCAGGGGCCUCAUUUUAUGGCGGCUACGGCUCCAGCGUCACCACGACAGCGCAAACUGCACGCAACAUUGCCCGUACGGCGUCAAGAUUGAUACUACGACCAUCGACGCCUACCAAACGUACCUCAACUUCACGUUUGAAAAAUACUUCGAGAAGUCCUACGGAGGACCGUACCCCGUGAUAAUGAUGCCGGAUGCUUCGAUGUGCGGGUUUUGGACAGGACCUCACACCGCCAUCUUCUCCGUCUUCAUGGUCGAUUUGAUGAUGUGCACCAAGGCCAGGUACCAGGCGGGAAUCUCCUUACGCGACACCCGGAACUACACGCCCCCCCGUUUCCGUACAGCGUCAAAUGCGUCGGCCUCGCCCUGGAAAUGCCCACCUUGA